AUGACCCUUGCACCCCGGAUGAGCCGUGCGCACCUGCUGAGCCGCAGGGUGCCGUCAGCCUUUGCCGCGCGAGCACAGGGUCUCGGUGUGAGAGACGGCACGUUCCGUGCAGCGCGUACCCGGAUGCACAGAACUGACCACGCCAUACCUCCACAGGAAGCUUUGGAGAAGGGGAGAUACCUCUGGGCUCCUCGCAAGGAAAGGAGCGACAAGAUGGACGAACGUGUCAUGGGUUUGGCGAGGAGGUUCUGGCACUCUGACGAUAUUUCUCGUGCGUCGGGAAACUCCGGGGAGGAGUAUCACCCCCGUAGGCAGCUCAUGGCGGACGAAUCAACCGUUCUGACGCUUCCGGCUGUCACGAAGCGAUACAAGCUACGCGUUCGCCAGGCGUCGUGCUACUGCUCGAAGUGUAGUGUUGGAGCUUACGACGACUGCGUCCCGGCCAAGAAGUACGAGGGGAUGGUGGGUAUGGUGAAGGCUGUGUCGGGCAAGCACAAGGUUACUCGGGCGUCUUGUGGUGUAGGGAAUUGAGGGGUGUCCGUGGUGCACGUCAUGUUCUCGUGUUUGGCGCCUUGUUCUCUUCCAUGUUCUUUUGUUUUUUUGGGUAU
Messenger RNA from Ectocarpus sp. CCAP 1310/34, 608 nucleotides. NCBI's taxonomy places the organism in Eukaryota, Phaeophyceae, Ectocarpales, Ectocarpaceae. The record is from the annotation of a GenBank genome assembly.